This is a messenger RNA of Toxorhynchites rutilus septentrionalis, 1665 nucleotides long. RefSeq names its product methionine synthase reductase. The record is from RefSeq and is a predicted model, not a curated record. NCBI's taxonomy places the organism in Eukaryota, Metazoa, Arthropoda, Insecta, Diptera, Culicidae. Gene Ontology annotation, molecular function: flavin adenine dinucleotide binding; [methionine synthase] reductase (NADPH) activity; FMN binding. Gene Ontology annotation, cellular component: cytosol. The coding region runs from base 188 to 1546 and encodes 452 amino acids. The transcript has 3 exons. Gene Ontology annotation, biological process: homocysteine metabolic process.
CAAGGAAAAAAUUCCCCUUCUGCUUUCUUCCGUACUGUUUUCAUAUACCGCUCCCCUAACCAACUUAGUAACGAAACGGCCUCACCUAGUACCAUAGACCCGUCUUGGGUAGACACAACACGUUUUGGUAUUUUCAAAUACUGUUCGUUCUCUGUGAUCCGAUCAAUGAAACUAUUUUUACACCGAAAUGAUCAAUAUUCACGAAACAGUUGCAAAAUAUGCGUCGAUCAACACAUGUCUGCCUCCUGCUCCCUUGUCGUAUAUCAGAAUUCAAAAUAGAGAUGAAAAAAUCGUGUUCAAUCCCGAUCAACAUUUACAAUCAACGUGCGAUCAACCGUUCGGAGCAACAAGCGUAUUUGAAUGUCUUGUAACCAAUUAUAAAAUUAUCGCUCAAGGCGAAGACAUCAAAACUGUGUAUGAUUUUACGCUUACCACGGAAACCGUGAUCAACCACAAAUUUUACCCGGGCGAUACAGUGGGAAUUUUAACUGAAAAUCGAGGAAAAGACGUGGAUUAUAUUAUACAACACUUAGAUUUGGAAACAGUUUGUCAUCAGGUGUAUAAAGUAGAUAUUGACCCUUCGUCAAAAAAGAAAGCUCCGAAGAUUCCAUCUCACGUUCCACAGCUGGUAGAAUUGCGGAAACUAUUCUCAGAAUGUCUCGACAUAAACGCUAUCCCAAAGAAGCUUUUCCUCAGAACUCUUGUAGAUUACACAAGCGACGCCGAAGAGAACCGUUUCCUUUCAUUACUGUGCAAUAAGAACAGUACAGCAUUUGACUAUGUUAUAUUGAAACAAAGAAUCGGAUUCCUAUUAUUGCUUAAGAGUCUCCCAUCCUGUAAACCUCCUGUUCAUGUUUUGUUAGAACAUCUGCCUAGGUUGAUGCCAAGGCCAUACUCUAUUGUUAACUGCUAUGAUGAAAAUGGAUCUAAUAUGAGCAUAAGGAUCAUUUUUUCAUAUGAGGACCAAUCCCCUGGACUGACGACAUCAUUGCUCAAGAAUUGCGGUGAGAACGGUGGAAAACUUUUCCUAUACUUUAGGAAAUCUAAUAGUUUUGCUUAUACUGACGACGAUUGUGACAAAGACAUUGUUCUUAUCGGAGUUGGCACAGGAAUUGCUCCCUAUUUGGCAUUUUUAGAAAGACGGCGGGAGCUUAUCGAGCAAUGUCGAAAUUUAGCAGGAAAGGCUUGGCUUUUCGCUGGAUUCCGGUAUGAAAAGCACAACUAUCUAUGUCGAGAAGAACUCGAUCAGUAUUUAAAAAAUGGGGCAUUGAACAAUGUAUCAGUGGCAUUUUCGCGAGAUGAAAACAGUUCCUAUCCGUAUGUGCAGAAUCAAAUUGAAGCCAACAAGGAAGAAUUCGUUGAAAUGCUCAUGAGUGCAAACAGCAAACUGUUCGCUUGCGGAAAUGGAACCGUUAUGCUGCCUCAAAUAAGGAGUAAAAUUGUGCAAAUCUUGAGCGAGGUUCUUUGUAUAGAUGACGAAGAAUCCAACGAAUUAGUGGACGAAAUGAGGAAAAAUAGCAAAUACGUGGAAGAUGUUUGGCUUUGACAAAAAAAAAAUAAAUCAUAACGCGUCAUCUCUGAGAUCAGGAAAAACGGCUAAUUUAGAUAUUGAACGAAAAGAACAUCCCGCAAAUAGAAAUUUUCGUUAGCAACAAGAAUGUUCAG